Messenger RNA from Lachancea lanzarotensis, 1656 nucleotides. It is a transcript of the gene JEN1, whose product is annotated as LALA0S06e07008g1_1. Bases 1 to 1656 code for a protein of 551 amino acids. Gene Ontology annotation, biological process: plasma membrane lactate transport. Gene Ontology annotation, cellular component: plasma membrane. Lineage: Eukaryota; Fungi; Ascomycota; Saccharomycetes; Saccharomycetales; Saccharomycetaceae. Gene Ontology annotation, molecular function: secondary active monocarboxylate transmembrane transporter activity. The transcript has a single exon. The record is from RefSeq and is a predicted model, not a curated record.
AUGCGUAGAGACAAGGAUGCGAUUGCGUCCUCAGACUCAUUUAUAGAAAGAGAAGUGAAGAACAGCUUCAAGACGCCGCGGCCGAAAGCGCAGCAUGACGUUACAUGGAUUCAGGUGAAGAAGUACCUCAAGACCCGGUUGACAACGUUGUUCCCGACAAAAACAGAGCUCAAAGACAACUACCGAAAAUAUCCUUUGAACCCAUUCCCCGCGUUGGCAUGCAUGAAUGCUCAGCAGACGCAGUUUUUUGUUGUAGGGCUUCUGGCAUGGACUUGGGACGCCCUGGAUUUCUUUGCCGUUUCUUUGAACAUGUCAGGCAUCGCAAAAGACCUCGACAAACCUAUCAAGGACGUCACACAUGCCAUAACGCUAGUUCUGCUGCUAAGGGUCAUCGGAGCCGUCAUUUUUGGCUAUCUAGGCGACAGAUUUGGCCGAAAACUUCCUUACUGCAUAUCAAUGGCACUCAUUAUCGUGAUCCAAAUAGCCACCGGUUUUGUAAAGACUUUCCCGGCAUUUUUGGGCUGCCGCGCACUUUUCGGCAUUGUGAUGGGAUCCAUUUACGGUGUAGCCAGUGCCACAUCGUUGGAGAACGCCCCAGAAGAAGCCAAGUCCAUUUUGUCGGGUAUUUUCCAAGAAGGUUACGCUCUGGGGUAUCUUUUGGGCGUUGUGUUUAAGAGGGCCAUCGUGGACAAUUCCCCUCACGGUUGGAGAGCCUUCUUCUGGUUCAGUGCUGGUCCACCUGUAUUAUUCAUCGUUUGGAGACUGUUACUGCCAGAGUCACAAGAGUUUGCUAAGCGGAAGGCUCUAACCUCAGCCAAUGAGCCAAAUGCAGAUCAAGUACACAGCUCCCCAAAAUCGACCGACAGGUUUUGGUCAAAUGCCAAAGCGGCUAUAAUUCAUCACUGGAUUACAAUGGUGUAUCUGGUUAUCCUCAUGGCGAUGUUUAAUUUCUCGUCCCACGGCUCCCAGGACCUAUUCCCCACCAUGCUCACAAACCAGUACGACUAUUCUGAAAAUGCGUCUACUGUCACCAACUCGGUUGCCAAUAUUGGCGCUUUGGUUGGAGGAAUCAUAGUAGCGCAUGCUUCCAGCUUCAUAGGACGCAGAUGCGCCAUAUUCCUGUGUUGUAUCGGUGGAGGGGCUCUGCUUUAUCCGUGGGGUUUUGUUUCGAGCCCUCGAGGGCUCAACCCAGCAGUAUUCUUCUUACAAUUCUUUGUUCAGGGCGCCUGGGGGGUAGUGCCAAUUCACCUAACUGAGCUUUCACCGGUCGAGUUUCGCGCUUUUGUAACGGGAGUUGCCUAUCAAAUGGGUAAUAUGAUCAGCAGUGCUUCUUCAACCAUCGAAGCUACCAUUGGUGAGCGCUUCCCCAUCGAAGGAAAAGAAGACGCAUUCGAAUAUGGAAAGGUUAUGUGCAUAUUCAUGGGUUGCGUGUUUGCAGGCUUACUGGUAACUACUGUGCUUGGACCGGAAAACAAAGGCGGGCAAGUGGUAGUCGACGAACAGGUUCUUCAUUCUCGUGGCUCCCUCGAAAACCGCCAAGACGACCUCCAUCACUUCAGACACCGCGGAUCACUCGACUCAUCACAUUCUGCUUUUAAACCUACAGUUGAGUACAUAGCCAGAGUUGAUGCACCAAGCAAUCAAACUCCUGUAUAG